AAAAUACAACAUACAUACAUACAAGCCAGCUGAGAUAAACAAAUUUUGGGAAUAAAUAACAAAGAAGUGGAAAACAAUGGCUUCCGAUGGCGAGGACAUGAACGUUACACCCGCAGAAUCUUUGGCAUCAGCCACGGAUACCGAGGACGAGGAGACGGACUCGCCAGCACUGCAGUCCGACCUGAAUUCCGAUGAGGAGCAACUGGACGUGGAGGAGGUGCCAGCGACGGCGGAGGAUGCGGAGAUGGAUGAGCUGAUGAAGCAGCUGGAGGAUUACACGCCAGCCAUACCAGACGCCCUCACCAUGCACGCCUUGAAAACGGCUGGCUUCUCCACAGUGGACCCCAAAAUAGUGCGCCUUAUCUCCGUGUCCGCGCAGAAAUUCAUCUCGGACAUUGCCAACGACGCACUGCAGCACUGCAAGACGCGCACCACGAACAUCCAGCAUUCCAGUGGACAUAGUUCCAGCAAGGACAAGAAGAACCCCAAGGAUAGAAAGUACACGCUGGCCAUGGAGGACCUGGUUCCGGCUCUCGCGGACCAUGGCAUCACCAUGCGCAAGCCCCAAUACUUCGUUUAGGUUUAGUUAAGCUUCAAAGUUUUCAAUUGUGCACAUAAAAAUAACUAUUUUUUUUCAAGAUAUAAAAACACGUUAGCGAGGCA
Molecule: messenger RNA, 663 nt
Organism: Drosophila yakuba
Lineage: Eukaryota; Metazoa; Arthropoda; Insecta; Diptera; Drosophilidae
Gene: Taf10
Product: transcription initiation factor TFIID subunit 10
Exons: 2
Coding region: 77-580 (167 amino acids)
Biological process (GO): transcription initiation at RNA polymerase II promoter
Cellular component (GO): SAGA complex; nucleus; transcription factor TFIID complex
Molecular function (GO): RNA polymerase II general transcription initiation factor activity; promoter-specific chromatin binding
Source: RefSeq, a predicted model, not a curated record